Molecule: messenger RNA, 285 nt
Organism: Penicillium coprophilum
Lineage: Eukaryota; Fungi; Ascomycota; Eurotiomycetes; Eurotiales; Aspergillaceae
Exons: 2
Coding region: 1-285 (94 amino acids)
Biological process (GO): regulation of DNA-templated transcription
Molecular function (GO): zinc ion binding; DNA-binding transcription factor activity, RNA polymerase II-specific
Source: RefSeq, a predicted model, not a curated record
AUGAAUGGGGUGCUUAACAGCCUAGCCCGUGGCGAAUCUUCGUUGCGCCAACAUUCAUCUCGACUAUCGAGGACAGAAAAUGGACACCCAAGACAGCGACGGCGGGAGAGAAAGGUUGCAUGCGAUACCUGUCGGCACAGAAAGAUAAAAUGCGAAGUUACCAACAGAUCCAAAUGCUCGUACUGCAGCAAAGCCAAGGUUCACUGUUCUCUGACCGAUUAUAGGCGGCAAAAGCAUUUGAAGAAGUACAACACCAUAGCCGAUAUCAUAAUCUGUCAGUAUUGA